Fraxinus pennsylvanica is the source of this 408-nucleotide messenger RNA. The record is from the annotation of a GenBank genome assembly. NCBI's taxonomy places the organism in Eukaryota, Viridiplantae, Streptophyta, Magnoliopsida, Lamiales, Oleaceae.
AUGGAUCGGGUUUAUAUAAGGAAAAGUCCAGAAUGGAAACAAGGGUGGACGACCCAGUCUCUAGGCUCGAUCUCUGCCCCACCCCUCCCAUUGUUGGGCAUAUUCGCCGUUUUUAUGUUCUGGUUGUCUCUAUCUCAAUAUAAAAGCUACAAGGAUCAGAUGUAUAAUGCUGCUAUUAGUUUCAAGUUAUUCCUAUACUUGGUGCCUGUUUUUCUGAUCUUCUUCAUGCGUUCGAGCCUCACAAGUUCAUUACCCAACUUCUGGUCUUCACAACCUAGAAACGUAAGGCACGAGUGGGCACGUGGAAUGGCAGGAUUCCCCUGGGGCGUGGCUGUUUUGGUGGUGCUGCUGCUAGUGCUGGUGUCGUACCAGUCCUCGUUUCGCUCCCACUGGUUCCAUCUAUCGUGA